Messenger RNA from Trypanosoma cruzi, 1440 nucleotides. RefSeq names its product ribonuclease HII, putative. Gene Ontology annotation, molecular function: RNA binding; RNA-DNA hybrid ribonuclease activity. Gene Ontology annotation, biological process: mismatch repair; DNA replication, removal of RNA primer. The record is from RefSeq and is a predicted model, not a curated record. Gene Ontology annotation, cellular component: ribonuclease H2 complex. The transcript has a single exon. Bases 1 to 1440 code for a protein of 479 amino acids. Lineage: Eukaryota; Euglenozoa; Kinetoplastea; Trypanosomatida; Trypanosomatidae.
AUGUCAGAGUUUGGCGCGUGUUUCAGGCCCUCACCGCCGCUUUUUGCCGGUGCGCUCCGGCGCUCGACGACGCGCUGGCACAGGCUCAACAAGGUGCUGUACGAUCGCCAGCCGCAGUGGAACCCCUUGCAGAGACUUCAGUUGCCUUUGCGGAAAACGGUGGGAGACGUGCCGACACUCGACGGCACUUUAGACAUCUUCGGCUACCAGCUUUUCCGCGAUGGAUUGCUGUCGCCACUCUCCCCGCCCCGCACUUACCAGCAGCCGGGACAACAACAGGACUUUACAGGCUUCCUACCAGAUGCCCGAAAGGCACAAAAAGAGCGUACACGGUUGGAGGCCCGAAUGCGUAAACACGGCGUGGUGCUUCGCCGGAGCAUCAAGGAGACGUACCUCACAAUUGGCUGCGACGAGGCUGGUAGAGGGCCGCUGGCAGGUCCGGUUGUGGGCGCAGCCGUCUGCCGCAUCCCACUCUCUAGCUUCAAUAACGAGCUGUGCGCUGUGUAUGACACGAGGGAGGAGUUUCAAAUCUUUGACAGUAAGUCCUUGUCCGAAGGGCAACGCAACGUAGUCUUCCAGAACAUCACAGGGUACGAGAAGCUGUUUCAUUUAGUCGCGGACAAGGCGUUUGUGGUGCAUCACGCAAGUGGUGACGCCGCUCCGGACAACGUUUUGACAAAACGGUUCCCAUCCCACAUGAAACUUCAAAAGUUGCCAUUUAAAAAACUCCUGUCGAUGCAAACGCCUUAUUUGAUUUCGUACCAUGGCCAAAACGUCUGUGGGAAUUAUUUGUACUUGUGGGGUAUUGGCAUAGCGAAUCACGCGUACAUUGAUAUGACCAACAUUUAUGUCUCCUCAAUGCGUACAAUGCACCGCUCCUGUUUUUCCAUUUGGCGCAUGCUGAAUGACGCACGCUUUUCUCUUGAGAGGGCGCCUCGGCCCAAGCAUUGCUCCAUCGCUCAGUAUCUCUUUUCGCGCUACUGCAUCGCCGCACCCCAUGACGAUAAGAAACGUUAUGUGGUGCCGUCACACGUUGAGCUUGUGAGUGGGGCGUCAGAAUUUUUUGACACGGAGCCGGUACAGCCACCUUUGAUUUUGGUGGACGGUCACGCCGCCCCGGAGGAGACAAUAAGUUUUUUCACGGAAAUACAAACAGGCGGUUGCGUCCAGCCCAUCAUUGAAGGGGAUAAGAGGAGUUUGACAAUUGCGGCAGCUUCAUGUCUUGCAAAAGUGGCGCGCGAUGAGAUCAUGAAUUACGUGAGUACGUUGUAUCCGAAAUAUCAGUUUGCGGAGAACAAGGGGUACCCUGUGGAAUAUCACAUGCGUGCCGUACAGCGGUAUGGCGUCUCUUCCAUUCACCGUAAAUCUUACAAGCCAUGUGCUACUGCCAUCACAAAGCAACUGAAGCGCAAGGCGAAGGAAUCCCAGACAUGUAGCUGA